UGCCCUUUACCGCCGGACUGACACGUAGUUAUAUAACGGUCCAACAGUCUGGCAGCUCAGGGACGAGAAGGGAGUCGGUUUGAGGGGAAAAUGUCUUUUCUCGCAGUGUUUGUCCUUUUGGGGACAGGACUGACGGUCCACGGCAUUAAAUCCAAUGUGGUCUGCACGGACUCUACAAUGAAAAUAGAGGUUGAGAAAGCUCCAUCAGUCCAUGAGGAUCAUCUGAAGCUCAAUGACCCCGCAGGUGGCGCCUGCAGCCUGAAGAAACUCUCCACCAGAACUCACAUCAUCGCUGUUUUCCCCCUCACUGCUUGUGGCACUCAGAUGGAGGAAGAUGACAACAACCUCUUUUUCAAGAAUGAACUCACCAUGGUCGACGAUCUCGCUAAUGUCAUCACAAGGAGGAACCUGGUGGAAGUUCGGUUCUACUGCCAGUACCCCAAACGGGGGAAUGUGACACUGGGCUUCACAGCAAACAGGAAGAAUAUCACCGUCUGGGAGAAAGGCUUCGGCACAUUCACAUAUCAGUUUUUCUUCUAUCCUGACGACAAAUUCAAAACCUCAAUUCCUGUGGGUGAUGACCCUCAAGUGUAUAACAUGGGGGACAGGAUUUACAUGCAGAUAGAAGCCACCUCUACAGUCCGCAACACCGAGCUGUUUGUGGAGACCUGCAUAGCUGCUCCUUAUAACAACCCAAACACCAGACCAUCAUACACCAUCAUUGAAAAUGGGUGUGAAAUUGACAUGACUCUUACAAUCCAUUCCUCCCCCCACGAGAGAAAGUUCAGAUUCAGCAUGGACUCCUUCAAGUUCAUCGGCUUGUAUGACCAGGUGUACAUCAUCUGUGAAGUCAUGAUGUGUAAACUGGGGAACCCCAACAGCAGGUGCUCGAAGGGAUGCGUAGCCAGUUCACAUCGCCACGGGAAGAGAGAGGCUGUCAUCCAGAGCGCCCUGCACCGUGUGUCCCAGGGGCCCAUCCGCUUGAAGAGAUCAGCAGAGCUCACAGAAAGGCCAGUGAACCUGAACCUGAAUCUGAACCUGGUGUUCAUCGCUGGAUGUCUUCUUGCCACUGUUGGUAUGAUCAGUGGAGCCGUCGUGUACAGAGCCAAAGUGUCAGGGGUCAAAUACCACCCUCUGGCUGAAUUUGACACUUAAGAGAGCAGCAUGAGCAGAAUACCAGUCUUAUAUUAAUCACAUUUUAAUAUACAAAGCUAUUUUUUAAAUUAAUUUUGCUAUCAAAUAUUGGUUCGUGUAUCUAAAUUACACAUUUAAAUGGAUGAAUCCUAUAUUAACAUCUUCAGAAGAGUCUCCAGCUGCAAGGAAAAACUGUUCCUGUGCACAAAGGGAACCAGAGACCAGUUUUAUAUUAAACAACCCUGAAAAGAUCAACUAGCACUGCGGCUGCUGGGUGUUCAGUUGUGGUCUUCCCUGUUGUGGGAUCCCAUGUAGCUUUGCAACUGCUUCUAAUACUGUGUUUUACAGCAUGGUUUAUAUGAUCCCUCCUCUGGAUGCCAGCACUGCAUGUCAAAAGCUGUUUAUGGUUAGACCACAGUCUAAUAUGAUACACUUGGGUAAUGGAUCAAUAAAACGUAUAAUUCUUAAA
Molecule: messenger RNA, 1603 nt
Organism: Dicentrarchus labrax (European seabass)
Lineage: Eukaryota; Metazoa; Chordata; Actinopteri; Moronidae
Product: ZP domain-containing protein
Exons: 6
Coding region: 91-1155 (354 amino acids)
Source: RefSeq, a predicted model, not a curated record